Molecule: messenger RNA, 926 nt
Organism: Oryza brachyantha (malo sina)
Lineage: Eukaryota; Viridiplantae; Streptophyta; Magnoliopsida; Poales; Poaceae
Product: transmembrane emp24 domain-containing protein p24delta9-like
Exons: 3
Coding region: 100-729 (209 amino acids)
Biological process (GO): endoplasmic reticulum to Golgi vesicle-mediated transport; intracellular protein transport; Golgi organization
Cellular component (GO): endoplasmic reticulum-Golgi intermediate compartment; Golgi apparatus; endoplasmic reticulum
Source: RefSeq, a predicted model, not a curated record
UAGGCCGCCCAAACAACGGGCUGGCUGUGAUCGGGGUCCCACACGCCAGCGUCACAUCACCGGCAGCUAGAUCUCGCACGACGGCGGGCGGCACGAGGCAUGGCCGCGUCGCCGUCCCUCCUCGCCGCCAUCCUCCUGGCCGCGGCCGCCGGCGUCGAGGCCCUGGUGUUCGACGUGCCGUCGGGCGGCUCCAAGUGCCUGACCGAGGAGCUCCGCCGUGGGGCGCUCUCCCACGCCUCGUACCGCGUGGCCGAGGCCACGUCGGCGGCAGCGUCCACGGUCUCGGCGCGCGUGGCGGGGCCCCGCGGCGAGGAGCUGCACCUGGCGGAGGGCGUGGAGGCCGGGGAUUUCAGGUUCGAGGCCGCGGAGGAUGGCAAGUACACCGCCUGCUUCUGGACGCCCCGCUACGACCGUGGCGCCGCUGUCUCCGUCGACGUGCAGUGGGACACCGGAGUCCGCAGUCACGCCCAACCCGCGGUCGCCGCCGCCAAGGAAGGCGGCGUCGAUUCGAUCACUGGAGAGUUGAAGAAAUUGGAGGUUUCUGCCCGGCUCAUACACGAAGAGAUGAUUUCUCUCCAUCGGAGCGAGGACGAGAUGCAGAUGCUCAACGAAGACACAGCCAUGAAAAUACACUUCUUCACCCUGUUAUCUCUGGCAGUUUGCGUUGGAGUUGCAGGGCUGCAGCUGUGGCAUCUGAAGACUUUCUUUCAAAAAAGACACAUACUUUAGGGGCUAAAUGGAACGAGGAAUAUGUCUUACUGAUUUUAAUUUGUUAAAUGUCAUACACAUAUUAACUUAAAUAGAGAGGCAAGCUAUGUACAUUAAUUCUUCAGAAAAGGAAAAUGGGUGCAAAGUCCAUCUUAUACGUUCGCCUAAAUUCUGUAGCGCUGUUGAUUGUUUUACUUAGUAAUGUGCUCCCAUAACUU